Molecule: messenger RNA, 310 nt
Organism: Racocetra persica
Lineage: Eukaryota; Fungi; Glomeromycota; Glomeromycetes; Diversisporales; Gigasporaceae
Source: the annotation of a GenBank genome assembly
UGAUAAUGCUGCUAACAAUAUGAUUGCUAGAUCUAAUUGCUCUUAUAUAGAAAGUAUAGAUGUUAGUGAUGAAGAGAAUAUAGGUGAAGAGGAGAUUAAUGAAGAGGAUGAAAAGGAUAUUAACGAAAAGGAUGAAGUGGAUAUUAAUAAAGAGGAUGAAGGGGAUAUUAAUAAAAAGGAUGAAGGAGAUAAUAAUGAAGAAAAUGAAGGGGAUAUUAAUAAAGAGGAUAAAGAGAAUAUUAAUGAAGAAACAUCUAAAGCUAGAUCAAAAGAAAUUUCUAUGGAAGAUCUUAUCUAUAAGCUUUUCUAG